Micropterus salmoides (largemouth bass) is the source of this 5914-nucleotide messenger RNA. It is a transcript of the gene ddr2l, whose product is annotated as discoidin domain receptor family, member 2, like. Lineage: Eukaryota; Metazoa; Chordata; Actinopteri; Centrarchiformes; Centrarchidae. Gene Ontology annotation, molecular function: collagen binding; protein tyrosine kinase collagen receptor activity; ATP binding. The coding region runs from base 357 to 2987 and encodes 876 amino acids. Gene Ontology annotation, biological process: multicellular organism development; cell surface receptor protein tyrosine kinase signaling pathway; protein phosphorylation. Gene Ontology annotation, cellular component: signaling receptor complex; membrane. The record is from RefSeq and is a predicted model, not a curated record. The transcript has 19 exons.
GGGAUGUGAUGUAAAUACACAGCAACUUUUUUCCCUGUUCCCCUCUCUUUGGAGUGUGCAGAUCUUCUUCUUCCAACACACGCUGUUUAAGGAAAACUACAAGCAGAAGAUAUCCAAAAGAAGAGAAGUAAGGCAGACAGUAAACCAUCACGGAGAUUAAGUCACCGUUAGUUUUCUCCACCAUGAUCCUGUGAGCUCCUCCGUCUGUCUCAGCUAACUCCCGACCUGCCGGACUGGACUCCGAGAAAAGCGGAUCAAACCGGGGAGAAGCUCGCUGCUGUUCGCUGGCUGUUGGAUCCGGAGGGAAACCGCGGACAGAGAUGUAGCGUGUGUGUUGGUGUGAUCGGCGGACCAUCAUGCACCUCUUCUUGCUGCUGAUCCUUCAAGCCACAGCAGCUUUCGGACAGAUUGACCCCGCACACUGUCGCUAUGCCUUGGGCAUGGAGGAUGGACGGAUUAAAGAUGAUGACAUCACAGCAUCCAGCCAAUGGUACGAGACCACGGGACCACAGUACGCCAGGUUGAAUUGUGAGGAGGGAGACGGCGCCUGGUGUCCUGAGGGACAGCUGGAGCCUUCAGACAGCCAGUACCUGCAGGUGGAUCUGGGCAGGCUGACUUUCCUGACGGUGGUCGGGACUCAGGGACGAUAUGCCAGGAACUCUGGGAACGAGUUUGCUCGAGCUUACCGCCUCAAUUACAGCAGGGACGGCCUGCUGUGGAAGUCCUGGAAGAACCGACUGGGAAAUGCGGUGAUAGAGGGCAACAAAAAUGCCUACGCCUCUGUCAUCAACGAUCUUCACCCUCCGAUCGUCACCCGCUACAUCCGGCUGAUCCCGGUCACCAAAGUGUCGACCACCGUCUGCAUGAGAGUGGAGCUGUACGGCUGUCCGUGGGAGGACGGUCUGAUCUCCUACAGCGCUCCGGAGGGUCAGCUCAUGAUGCCGCCUGGUUACCCCAUCGCCAGCCUCAACGACUCCACGUAUGACGGAGUACAUGAGAGGAGGAGGCUGUUCGGCGGGAUGGGUCAGCUCACGGACGGUGUGAUCGGCCUGGACGACUUCCUGCUGACGCGUCAGCACAACGUGUGGCCGGGCUACGACUACCUGGGCUGGAGGAACGACUCGCUGGGAACUCAGGGUUACGUGGAGAUGGAGUUUGUCUUUGACAAGCAGAGGAACUUCACCUCUUUGAAGGUUCACAGUAACAACAUGUUCUCCCGCGGUGUGAAGAUCUUCUCCUCCGUCUCUUGUUGGUUUAAGCCCCGCCUCAUUGCCGGCUGGGAGGCGGAGCCUGUGACGUUCAACACGGUGCUGGAUGACAGGAACCCGAGCGCCCGCUACGUCACUGUGCCCCUGAAGCGCCGCGCCGCCAAAUCCCUCCGCUGCCGCUUUUACUUUGCUGAUGUCUGGAUGAUGUUCAGCGAGGUCUCCUUUCAGUCUGAGGACACCGUACUCCCGACCCAGAAGACCGUGGUCCGAGGAGAGCACCAUGAAAACCACACCAUGACAACCACACCUAAGACUGCAGCCAGUCCAUCAGCCAGUGACCCGCCAGAUGACGUUAACACGCCUAUUCUGAUUGGCUGCCUGGUGACCAUCAUCCUGCUGUUGGUCAUCAUCAUCUUCCUCAUCCUGUGGUGCCAGUACGUCUGUAAGGUGCUGGAGAAGGCUCCACGUAGGAUCCUUGAUGAGGAGGUGACAGUUCGGCUAUCGUCCUGCAGUGACACCAUUAUCCUCCAGACCCCCCCUGUCCCUCCCCGCUCCGGCCACGCGCCUACAGGCCCCCCCAACACUGACCCUCACUAUGAGAGAGUUUUCCUGUUGGACCCACAGUACCAGAACCCGGCGGUGCUGAGAAACAAGCUGCCUGAGCUGUCACAGAGUGCAGAGGCGUCUGCAUGUGGAGGAGGCUACGCCGAGCCUGACGUCACCCAGUGCACUCCGCACCAGUGUUUCCAUAGCAACGCUCCGCACUAUGCUGAGACAGACAUCGUGCGGCUGCAGGGCGUCACCGGCAGCAACAUGUACGCCGUGCCCGCCCUCACCGUGGACUCACUCACCAGGAAGGACAUCUCCGCCGCUGAGUUUCCAAGGCAACAACUGAUCUUCAGGGAGAAGCUGGGGGAGGGGCAAUUUGGAGAGGUCCACCUGUGUGAGGCCGAGGGACUCCCAGAAUUCCUUGGAGAGGGGUCACCGCUCCCUGACAGAGAUGGUCGUUCUGUACUGGUGGCUGUUAAACAGCUAAGGGCCGAUGCUACCAGCCAAGCCAGGAACGACUUUCUGAAGGAAAUAAAGAUCAUGUCUCGUCUGAACGACCCCAACAUCAUCCGGCUGCUGUGUGUGUGUGUGUCGUCCGACCCGCUGUGCAUGGUGACGGAAUACAUGGAGAACGGAGACCUCAACAUGUUCCUGUCGCAGCGGGAGAUUGAGAGCACGCUGACCCACGCCAACAACAUCCCUUCAGUCAGUCUAUCCGACCUCCUCCACAUGUCGGUGCAGAUUUCGUCAGGGAUGAAGUACCUGGCGUCUCUGAACUUCGUGCACCGGGACCUGGCCACCAGGAACUGCCUGCUGGACCGCCGCCUCACCAUCAAGAUUGCUGACUUUGGGAUGAGCCGAAACCUGUACAGCAGCGACUACUACCGCAUCCAGGGCAGGGCGGUGCUGCCCAUACGAUGGAUGGCCUGGGAGAGCAUCCUGCUGGGUAAGUUCACCACGGCCAGCGAUGUGUGGGCGUUUGGCGUCACCCUGUGGGAGAUCUUCACUCUGUGUAAGGAGCAACCCUACAGCCUGCUGUCUGACGAACAGGUCAUAGAGAACACUGGCGAGUUCUUCAGGAACCAGGGCAGACAGAUCUUCCUCUACGGCCCUCCGCUCUGCCCACCUUCUCUCUUCGAGCUGAUGAUGCGUUGCUGGAGUCGCGACAUAUCCGACCGACCCACCUUCGAGGGACUCUACCAAGCCCUGAGGCCCCAUGUCAACCAGUGAGCUGAGGCUCACUGGGAUGUACCACUGAGGCUUUCUUAGGCGGCGGAUUUGUCCCUCUCUGGACUCCUGUAAGAUGACAGACUGACAAGAGAAGACAAGAAGACUGGAACUGCGUUACACGAGUAAGUCACUGUCGGAGGGAAUGAAGAAACUGGCAAAGCUGUGGUCAGAAGUUGUGGUAACAGCAGCACUCUGUUCUGAGAGAUGGAGACGGAAGAGGAAAAGGGUGGUCACCUCAGAGGAGAAACUGUCUGGGGUCCAAACCUUUCAGUUGUUAGUGAACAAAGAUUUCUAAGUUUUUCAAAUGUUUCUAUCAUUGCAGAUUUCAUCCAUCUCUUUAAAGUCCCUUUGCUGAAAACAUCUAAUCGGACCUUUCAAUAUAUUUUCUUUUCAUGUUGUUAUGGUGCCAAAGGUGCCGUAAACAUUAUUUUCUUCCUCCCUUUGGCUUUUAAUUAUGCCAAAAACUGGAUAGACUCUUCAGUCUUGGUAGUUUCUCUGGUUCAUGUGUUUUUUUGUAUUAUUGUUGUAAAGCACUGUCUGUGUCUCUCAGUUAUUCAUGUUCAUAUAUUAUCCCACACUGGAGCUAGGACUGGGGUGAAAUUGUAGUGUUUGUUUUAUUUUUAGAUUUUUAUUCUAUUUUAUUUUUCUUGUUUUACAGUAUUUCACUUUUGUUGGUCUUUUUUGUGGAUAUGAAUGUUGUUCAGCUGAGGUUCACAUCACUGUGCGAAGAGGCUGUGUUGAAACCUGUGUGGUUCACAGACUGAAAAUCAGUCAGUGGGUAACUAAUUGUGGGUAAUUAAGGAAAUAAUGGAGGGAACCAAAUAAGAAAAAAGCGUUGGUCCUUUUUUUGGCAAUUGCCAAAGAGAUAUAAAGAGUGUAAGUGAUAAAACAUUUAAAGUGCCUUACAUACGUAGCAUGAGUAAUGGAAAUUUAACAUGGGUAGGCUACUGCUAGCAGGAAGAGUAAUCAUCUAAGUAUCUAAUGCAAAUAUCUAAUGUCAAGGUAUCACUUUACCUGUGUUUGUGUUUGUGCUGGGGCCUAUAAAAUGUAUGUGAAUUGUGUCUAUGUGGCAGGCCGUAGACCUGUAGGUGUAUAUUUGUUGUCUCCAUUAGCCCUUUUCUGCCUUGUUGGAGUUAGUUGACAUUUUGGUCUGUAGUUUCGUCACUGGAAUAAGAAAACAGUGAAACAAAUGACAACCUGUUCAAAUUAAAAUUAAACUAUUUACCAAAGAGAAAUUGAGCCUAAAACUAGGAAAUAGAUUUUUGCUAAUAACCCAUCGUGCUGUUAACUGACUAAAACGCUAGCAAGAUAAUAUGUUGUUGUUAUACUAGGUUCAGCUUAUAGUUCUAAAGAAAGACACUGUAGAUUCGGAUGUGUAGAUGAUAGUUAGCUAACUGACAAAAUAAAUAGCUUGCUAGCUUUCUGUUAGAUGAAGUACAGCUUAAGGAAAAGCUAUAUGGAAGCUAACUUCCUUCUUUACUUGCUGUCUAACUAACUAGCAAACUACUUAACAAAAAAAUCUAUCUUACGUUUAAAUCAGGUUUGGCUUCAUUCAAAUAACUGUGGCGAUGUUGCUUAGCUUUUUGCACAGCUAACUGCAUAAUCACCUAAUUUGUCUUGUUUUUGCCUAGUUUGACAGUGUUAUGACUAAUCUAGGUCUGGUAUGAUUUUAAAGACACAGCUGCCAAUCAGAUGGCAUCCAGGUAAAAUUUCAGCAAGUGGAGACAAGAUACAACAUCUACAUUUUGGGCCAUACGUAGGAGAACUACUGUGCAAUGCACAUUACAAAGCCACAUGUGGCACUCUAAGCUGACAGCCAACGAGCCACUAGAGAAUGAGGAUGAGCAUAAACACCUUGGAGAGAUGGCGCCAUCAGACAAAUCCCACCUCUCACUACAUUAACAAGCCAAUCCCUGCAGGCAAUCCUAAUGCCCUCAAAAAAAUCUACAAAAUAUUGAUUCCUAUAUGCUAGGGAUGAUGAUGUCGACGGUGAUGAUGUGAAGUUUUCCAUACAUGUACUGAAUCAUUUAAAAAAAGUAAAGGUGAUUGGUUUAUGUAUGUUCUUACCGUCGGAUCUCUAAAGGGCUGGUCACAAACGGCAAACCAGGUGGAGUAAUUUGAAUCGCCCUUAGAACAAAUUAAUCAAAAUGCAAAAUGGGGCAAGUACAAAUCAACAUCACCUUCACAGGAAAGAGGGGAGAAGACCAAAUAUGUUUAGUUUGAAUGCAUCUUUCAGUGUUUUUGUUGUUACAGUAGUGUUUUGUUAUCUGUACUGUAUCUUAACACUUGUUGUGUUUACUUGUUUAUGUGUUUCUGUGGUAGAAAAUGGGUUUUGUGAAUGAGUGUUUGACAUUCCUUUGAGCACUGGGAGCUAGUUGGGAUUAAAGUGGUUAACGAGAGUUGCUCUGAUGUGCCGAACGUUGUGAUCAAAUGAGGGAGGGAGGAUUUUUUUUUUUUUACGAAAAAAAAGGAAAAAGAUAGAAAGUAAGGAAACCACUAAACUCAAUCUCCCAGAGUCCUUUGCUACAGUGAGCCUGUGUAUUUUGUUCUGGUUCCAUUAGAGAGAGAGAUUAGUCUUUUAGUUUGAUAAUGUACAGUAUAGUGAUCUAUAUUAUCUCAGUGUGUGAAUGCAGAUUAGGUGUGAUAAUUGUUAUUGAUAAUUGAUCAUCUAUCAAUUUAUAGUAGCUAUUUCUCUGAUUAUUUGUAUUCUGGGAAGGUGUUGGGUUUUGUUUUGUUUUUUUCCAACAGGAAUUCAGUUUUGAAUAUUUCUAACAGAGAUGUCCUGUUUCAGACAUGUAUUGUACAUAGGCUAGUAGCUGUGUAUAUUAAUAUAUUGGGAGGAACUUUGUUCUGUCAUCCCAAGUAUUUUUCACUCUGUACCCUCCCAGUUUGGUUUUCUUAUAAUAAACAGUAAAAUUUGUCAAAAA